CAAAAUUCGACUCAAUUUGACUCGUACAACUGGGACUCUACUCAUCGAUAAAUAGACUGCCCAGAGAUCGGGUUCGAUAAUCAUUCUUCGCGCAUCAAAGAAGAGUUCUCUCUUCAAGCGCUUUCUAUCCAAGAUGGCCACCGAUACGCAAACUAUCGAGUUGGUUCAAACAGGGAAGCGCGAUUAUCUAAUAGGACUUGAGAAAAAAUAUCAAGCACGAUGGGCGCAAGAGAAAGUCUUCGAGGUCAACGCUCCCCCGGCUGCGGACUUACAAGGUCUUACACCAGACCAAAUUCGCGAGAAAUACCCCAAGUGGUUCGGCACUUUCCCUUAUCCAUACACGAAUGGAAGCUUGCAUCUGGGACACGCAUUCACCAUUAGCAAGAUCGAGUUCGCAGCGGGGUACCAGCGUAUGCUAGGAAAACGAGUUUUGUUCCCUCAUGGAUUUCACGUAACCGGUCUUCCAAUCAAGGCGUCUGCGGACAAAUUAGUGCGGGAAAUGGAGAUGUUUGGCAGGGAUUUCGAAAACUUCGAGGAGGUUCAGCAGAAGUUGGCUGAAGAAGCUGAGGAUGCACCCAAGGAGGAAAAGCCAGUUGUUGCGAAGGAGGGAGCCGUCGACAAUUUCAAGGGAAAGAAGGGAAAGCUCCAGGCCAAGUCAACGGGACACGUUUACCAGUUCCAAAUCCUGCAGUCCAUUGGUAUUCCGACGGCUGACAUCAAGUCGUUCGCCGACCCUCAGCACUGGCUGGAGUUCUUCCCCCCUAUCGCGAUGGAGGACAAUAACGCAUUUGGCUCGCGUGUCGACUGGCGGAGGCGGUUUUUGACAACGCCUGCGAAUCCGUACUACGACGGUUUCGUUCGAUGGCAGGUGAACAAAUUACAUGCCAUGGGCAAGAUCAAGUUCGGAGAGCGAUACACCAUCUAUAGUCCCAAGGAUGGCCAACCAUGCAUGGAUCACGAUCGGUCAGAUGGUGAGGGUGUCGGCCCGCAAGAGUACACGGCAGUCAAAAUGGAGGUGGUGGACUGGAGUCCAGCAGCCAAGGAUGCUAUCGAGGGGAAAGUUGGUGGGCGCAAAGUGUUUUUGGUCGCUGCGACCUUGCGACCGGAAACGAUGUACGGCCAGACCAACUGCUUCGUCGGUCCUACGAUCAAAUACGGCGUGUUCGCGGUCAACGACAACGAAGCUUUUGUGUGCACUUACCGAGCCGCACGGAACAUGACGUUCCAGGGUAUUACGAAGACACGCGGCGAGAUCGAUCAGUUGCAGGAGCUCGAAGGCUCGGCAAUUGUGGGGACGCGCAUCAAGGCACCAUUUGCUAUCAACCCGGAGGUGUACGUCUUGCCGAUGGAGAGUGUACUACCUACAAAAGGAACUGGCGUCGUAACGUCUGUUCCAUCGGACUCUCCUGACGACUGUGCGACACUCAACGAUCUAGUGAAAAAGGCUGCAUUCUACGGGAUCAAGCCUGAGUGGGCUGCGAUCUCACCUGUACCUGUCAUCUCGACUGCUGGCUACGGCGACAUGAUUGCACCAUCUUUGUUGAAGAGCAUGAAGAUCAACUCGCCGAAGGACGCCAAGCAGCUGGCUGAAGCGAAGGACAUUGCGUACAAGGAGGGCUUCUACAACGGGACCAUGCUGGUGGGCGAGUUCAAGGGCAUGCGUGUUGAGGAAGCGAAGCCACGGGUCAGGCAGCGGAUGAUCGACGCCGGACUGGCCAUGGCUUACGCAGAGCCAGAAGGCCUUGUAAUCAGCCGAAGCACAGACGAGUGUGUCGUCGCGUUGAUGGACCAGUGGUACAUGGACUACGGCGAGGAGAAAUGGCGUGCCGCGACAGAGAGAGCUCUAUCGAAGAUGCAUUUCUACUCUGCUGAGACACAACAUUCUUUCGAAGCGACUUUGGGCUGGUUGAAUCAAUGGGCUUGCGCUCGAACAUACGGUCUAGGAUCUGUUUUGCCAUGGGACCCCCAGUUCUUGGUCGAGUCACUGACAGACUCAACAAUCUACAUGAGCUAUUAUACUGUCGCCCAAUUGUUACAUGAGAAUAGCAUCGAUGGCUCCGUCCCGGGGCCGUUGGGGAUCACUGCAGAGCAAAUGACCGACGAAAUGUGGGAAUAUGUCCUAUGUGAUGGACCAUAUCCGCCAUCGACAUCCGUGCUGAAAGAAAAGGCAGACGCGCUGAAGCAUGAGUUCAACUACUUCUAUCCGCUGGACAUUCGUUCUUCCGCGAAGGACUUGGUGCCGAAUCACUUGACCUUCUGCUUGUAUAAUCACGUCGCCAUCUUCCCCGAGGACAAAUGGCCGCGGAGCUUCCGAACGAACGGACAUUUGUUGUUGAACGGGAAAAAGAUGUCCAAGGGCGCAGGCAACUUCUUGACCCUGCGAGAGGGCAUUAAAAAGUUUGGUGCGGACGCGACGCGUUUGUCUCUGGCUGAUGCUGGAGAUGGUGUCGAGGACGCUAAUUUUGACGAGAAGACGGCGAAUGCGAACAUCUUGCGAGUGCACACCCUCGUGAGCUGGUGCGAGGAGAUGAUCAAGGAUCAAGCGACUCUCCGCACUGGAAAGAAGGGCUCCUAUCACGAUGUCGUUUUCGAGCAGGAGACCAAUGAGCUUAUCAACAUCACUCAGUCUCACUACGAAGAGUACGCUACCGAUCCGUGGUUUUCCUUGGUCGAGACUGACUCAGCAUGCGCAGAAUGAACUACAAGGAUGCGCUCAAGUUCGGCUUCUAUGAGCUGCAGUCUGCUCGAGACUGGUAUCGAGAGGUCACGGCCGACAUCGGCAUGCAUGCCGAGUUGGUUAAGAAUUGGAUUCAAGUAGCUGCGUUGCUGAUCACACCGAUCGCUCCCCAUUUAGCAGAGCAUCUCCAUUCGACCCUUCUCCAAUCGCCGACUUCAGUGCAGCUUGCUCUGUGGCCAACACCUUCCGAGACCGUUGACCGGACUGUCAUCGAAACUGGCCUUUAUAUGCGUGGUCUCACCAAGACUAUCCGCGAUGCAGAACUCACUCUCGUCCGGUUGAUGACCAAGGGUAGGAGCAAAGGCAAGACCGCCGACAAGGGACCCGCAUUUGACCCGAAGAAGCCAAAGAGUGUUAGGAUAUAUGUGGCCAGCUCUUUCCCCGACUGGCAAAACACUUGCGUCGCCAUCGCCAAAGAGGCAUUCGAUGCGGACACCCAGUCAUUUGACGAUGCCAAGAUUCGCGCCCUCUUGACAGAGCGUGGCUUGCUCAAAGACAAACGGGUUAUGCCGUUUGUUCACGAAUUCAAGAAGCGGGUCGCCGCUGUCGGUGAAAAAGCCUUCGAGCGCGAGUUGGCGUUUUCUGAGAGCCAGGUCUUGUCCGAGAUUAUUCCAUACUUGAAAAAGUCUCUGACUUUGGUGGAUGUGGAUGUCUACUCGGUUCAAGAGGCGCUGAAACAGUCAGCACCCGGCUUCACCCCAACUAUUAUCGAGUCUGCAGUGCCAGGAACACCUGCGUUCGAGUAUCGUAAUGUCGAAAGAAUGUAAUACAUAGACCUCGUUAAUGAUCCCCCAUCCGUAAAGAACAAGGGGGGAGCGUGAGAUAUUGCCGUGUUUACUUUCGGCAAAUUAGGUUGAGGCAUCAGAUUAUCAUCCCGAUGCUCACCAGAGUCACCGGAACGUCAAGACUUCGUUCUUAUCGUCGAGAGGAGACAAGGAAUCGACGUAGCUUCCUCUUUGCAAAGUAUCGCAGUAGGCCGAUGAGAUACUCCCGGAAUUAUGACUGUAGCAAAGACGAAGCCUUUACAAGAAACAAGAAGCGUGAAAUAUUGUUUGGAAGGCAGGAAGAUAGCGG
Messenger RNA from Mycena citricolor, 3811 nucleotides. The record is from the annotation of a GenBank genome assembly. Lineage: Eukaryota; Fungi; Basidiomycota; Agaricomycetes; Agaricales; Mycenaceae.